UCCGGACAUCUCCCGUCGGUUUUGCUCUUGGAGAAAGCGCGUGCAGAACGCGGGCCAACCUGUGCAGGUACGGCGAUUAAAAACCAGCGAAUCGGGAGCGCGGGGGUCUCGGCGUGGGGGCGACAGUAGCGGCGGUGGCCGCCAGCCGCGAUGGGGGGUGGGGUUGUCGUUGCAUUGCAGUGCAGUUAUCUCAGCUAAAGCAUCCGGGACAGAUGGCCUUCCAAGCUCUGCUUAAGAACCUUGCGACGAUACACAUGCGAAGCUAAGCAAGGUCCGGUAUGGUUUCAAAUGGGUUGGGGGGACAAGUGGCGACAUUCCUGCAUCGCAAGGGGUUGGACGAGAUGACCCUCGCGGUCCCUUCCAACUCCACGCAGUUUUUCUUGAAAGGAGCGAGAGCACAGCCUUUUUACCUUGUAUGGCUACAGGAAAGAUGGAAGCCGGAUCAAAAUCCGAAGAAGAGCAUUUGGACUCUCCCUACCCGCAUGUUGACCUUGAGCAAAGGGAGGCAUCAGGUAAGCGCAUCUCCUUUGCUCCAAAUCUGGUAACCUUAAUGUAACCCCCCCCCCCCCAAAAAAAAUGUAUUUUCUAUAGUUAAGUUUUUACCUCUAUCUUCAGUACAUUUUAUUUUAUUGCUAUGGCUAGUGGCGGAUGCAAGUAAAGAUUCUUCUGUUCUGCUCUGCCUUUCGACCAGAAUGUAUGAGCUGAGUAGAUUAAGCAGAUCCAAUGUUUGGUUUUUGCUGGGGAAGUAAAAGGGAUUCACUUUCCCCCAUGAACCCUAAUAAUAAUAAUAAUAAUAAUAAUAAUAAUAAUAAUAAUAAUUUAUUAUUUGUACCCCGCCCAUCUGGCUGGGUUUCCCCAGCCACUCUGGGCGGCUUCCAUAGAAACCAAAAACCACUAAAAUAUCACACAUUAAAAACUUCCCUGAACAGGGCUGCCUUAAGAUGUUUAAGGAGGCCUAAUCUUGCCUGCUCUUCUUAAGUUCUCACAAAUGCUUAUGAGUUUAGCUGUUCUUUUUUCCCUUUCCGCUGUAGCAUCUCCCAAGAUCUGGAAAUACCUAUCAAUUAAAGAUAUUCUCAUAGGCAUCCUCGUUUUCCUGGUCAUCGCACUUACCAUUACCAUUAUAGCAGGUAAGUUUUCUGAACCUCAGUGUUACUCCCUUAAGCUUUUUCUCUUCCCUCUUGGGUCUGAGGUAGCUGCAUGCCUUCAGCCAGCUUCUCAAAAUCAGAACUUUGGCUAUUGCCUGGCUUUCAGCCACUGCCAUGUCUGACAGCCUUGCCCCAAAUCAGCAGUUCAAUGAUCCAUAUUCUUACAAGGACACACUGAGACCAUGUGCUUUGGCCACAGAUGGGAACAUCUGGCAUUGGGGGGGAAGAGAUGCUUAGCCAGAGGGUUAGAGCAGGGGUUGGCAACCUAAGGCCCGGGGGCUGGAUCCGGCCCAAUCACCUUCUCAAUCCGGCCUGCGGACAGUCCGGGAAUCAGCGUGUUUUUACAUGAGUAGAAUGUUUCCUUUUAUUUAAGAUGCAUCUCUGGGUUAUUUGUGGGGCCUGCCUGGUGUUUUGACAUGAGUUGAAUGUGUGCUUUUAUUUAAAAUGCAUCUCUGGGUUAUUUGUGGGGCAUAGGAAUUUGUUCAUUCCCCCCCCCCAAAUAAUAAUAAUAAUAAUACAGUGGUACCUCGGGUUAAGAACUUAAUUUGUUCCGGAGGUCUGUUCUUAACCUGAAGCUGUUCUUAACCUGAAGCACCACUUUAGCUAAUGGGGCCUCCCGCUGCCACCACACCGCUGGAGCACGAUUUCUGUUCUCAACAUGAAGCAAAGUUCUUAACCCGAGGUAAUAUUUCUGGGUAAGCAGAGUCUGUAAUCUGAAGCGUAUGUAACCUGAAGCGUAUGUAACCCGAGUUACCACUGUAUAGUCCGGCCCCCCACAAGGUCUGAGGGAUAGUGGACCGGGCCAUGGCUGAAAAAGUCCCUGACCCCUGGGUUAGAGGGUGGUAUGGUGGUGAGGUCAGAGCAGUGCGGAUGCACCAGCAGAGCCUAUCUGACACUCCUGCACAGUCCUGACCUCGCCACCUUCUCAGCACCCAGAUAACACUGGUCAACAACAAAUUUGUUGUCUGCGUUUUUUCAGUUGAUUUAGGACGAAUCUGAUGCGCUGAAUCCAAAAAUCACAUUGGUUUUGCUCAAUCAGGUCAAGUUUUUGAGCUAUGGCCACAUGUCUUUUUUUACGUUUUUGUUCACAUGUACGCUUGUGUGGAGCAUUUUAGAAGAAAUUGGUGGGGGUAAAAUGCCAUGUCGAUCUGGGCGCUGAGAAGGUGGUGAGGUCAGGGCUGUGCAGGACUGUACUAUUUCUGGGUUAGCGGAGUCUAUAACCUGAAGCGUAUGUAACCUGAAGCGUCUGUAACCUGAGGUACCACUGUAUGCUUCUCCAAAUGGGUGGUUUGGGCAGGUUACCCCAGUUUUCUAUUCCUUCCACAGUGACAGCCCCCAGAGAAGCCAAGCAACCGGGUCAUCAGCUGGUUCCCUCCGCGCUCUGCGGUCUACCAUGUCCACAUCACUGGAUUGGCUAUGCGGGAAAGUGCUAUCACUUUUCGAAGCAGAAAAGGAAUUGGAACUCCAGCAGAAGCUACUGCGAGUCACACAAUGCCUCCUUGGCUAGGAUUGAAAGUGAGGAGCAGGUAAGAGAGGGGUCCUUUGGCACCAAGGGGGUGAUGCUUGUCCCCUCUUAGGCAGCAUGAUGAAAUGAGUCGCCUUAUCUAUGAAGUUAACUACGCCUUGUAACCUAGAAUAUCUUGCAGAAUUUCAGUGGCUGCUUUAAGGGCAAAGUGACUUUGGUGUUGGAGACGAUCUGGAGAAAUGAUGGAAAGAAAGAAAGAAAGAAAUAUAUAUAAUCCUUGCUUACCAGGCGAAAAAGCACAUGGGGCACGGAAAAUAAUAAUAAUAAUAAUAAUUUUAUUUACAGCCCAUCUGACUGGGUUGCCCCAGCCAAUCCGGCGGCUUCUAACAUAACAUAAACAUACAACUAUGCAUCACACAUUUUUUAAAAAACCCCACUCCUGUCAUUUCUCUGCUCUAAAUUUCCUACUCCUGGUGCUGCUUCACUUAAAAAAAAAGAAGGUGGGUCACUAAACUCCUGGUUUAUAUGACAUAUCAUGCAAACCCCACGAGCAAUAAGAAUAUUAUUCUACAGAAAAAGAAGUAACUUCCACUGAGUUCAACAUAAUCUCUGAUAAGUGUGUGUAAGGGGUGGGAGUGGAUCCGGCCAAGAGUUCAAAUCCUGACUGCCUGUGGGCAACUUUGACAGCUGGGGAGCAAAGGCACAGGGCUUUGCAGGUGCCAACUGAUAAAGCCAAGGAUAUAACAGGUGGAUGUGGUUGGGCCAAACAGAGUCAUGGGGAAAUUAGGACCCAGCCCAGGCCUAGUUGGGUCCAUGAACUGGAAGUUUAAAGGAUUAGCUACCAUUGUAUAUACACCAUGGCAGCCGCUGGGAAGUGAAGAAAAGGAUGGGGAAAGAGAAAAGGGUGUUGGAAACAGGGAGAAAGGAGGGGCACUGGUGAAGUUGUGGACUCUCCUUCCUUGGAGAUUUUGAAGUAGAGGUUGGGCGGCCAUCUGUCAUGGAUGCUUUAGUUGAGAUUCCUGCUUUUGGGGUUGGACUAGAUGACCCUCGGGGUCUCUUCCAACUCUACGAUUCUGUGACCAUUGGCUUUCUCUCCACCCACAACAAGCAUGUGGCUUCAAGACAUUACCCCAAAGGGAAUACAGCCCUUGAAAGAAAAAUAGGUUGCCCACUCCUGCGUUACACAUGCUAGGGAGCAAGCCCCAUUGAACGCAUUGAAAUGAAUUUUAUAUAUUAUUAUUGUAUAUUAUUAAUAAUAACAACAACAACAAUAAAAUUUUAUUUAUAUCCCGCCCUCCCCAGCCGAAGCUGGGCAACAACAAUAAAAGUAACACAGUUUACAUAAAAUCACAACCAAUUAAUUGAAAUGCAUUCUAAAAUCAAUUCAUUCUAAAAUCAAUUCAAAAUCAAAUUAAUGGCCACCAUGACUGUUAUCAUCAACUAGGUGUACUUGCUGACAUUUUCAUCUGACAUGUUGACUGCGUGUUUACUGGCCGAAGUGCUUAUCUGUGAAUAGCGCAGGGCAGAAUUCUAACAUCCAUUUUCUCUGGUCUUCAAAGGAGUAUGUGAAGCGUCUUGCUGGCAACCAUGACUUCUGGAUCGGUCUCAGAAGAGACCCAGGUCAACCCUGGAAAUGGCUAAAUGGAGAAAAUUCAACGUGAGUCCCUUUCAGUUUUCGGUGCUGAGGCGUCAGCAACCAAAACUUCGCCAAUUCACUGUUAACGGGAUGGAUUCUGUGGCUGUUAUUCUUCCCAGUAUAAUUCUGAAUCAGAUGUCAAAAUUUAUGCGCAGCUGAAAGCCAGGCGCAAUACCAAAAAUACCGAAUAAGAAACUCAGUUUCAUUGAAUCUCUGUAGGUAAACAGUUCCCUUUAUCUUUCAUAGUUUGCUUUCUUUCAUAGAUUGCUUUCCCCUACAAUAAGUCCAAGCAACGGAUGGAUUUAUAAACAAUAUUUAAAAUAAGAAAGCAAUGGCAGACUUUAUAGGGAUUUGUUUAUUAUUUUUGGUGUACUGUCAAUAAUCUUGACGCAUUUAUGAUAUGCUGACGGCUGCAACCUUAGAUAGAGGAAAAACCUGAAAAAUUGUAUGAACCACAGUUAUGACAAGUGAUUGAGGCCUGUUGAAGCAUUCAUAUCUUUGGUCAUCAGUUUCAUGAAAAUCAGCUUGUAGAGGCUCCGAGGGCCUUCUGGAAGUUCCCUCACUGCAAGAAGAGAGAUUACAGGGAACCAGGCAGAGGGCCUUCUCAGUAGUGGCCCCCGCCCUGUGGAACGCCUUCCCAUCGGAUGCCAUGGAAAAAAACAACCAUCUGACUUUUAGAAGACACCUGAAGGCAACCCUGUUUAGGGAAGUUUUUAAUGUUUUGUCCCUUUUUAUUUUCAUGAUUAAUAUUCUGUCAGGAGCCACCCAGAGCGGCUGGGGAAACCCAGCCAGAUGGGCGGGGUAUAAAUAAUAAAUUAUCAUUAUUAUUAUUAUACAGUGGUACCUCGGGUUACAGACGCUUCAGGUUACAGAUGCUUCAGGUUACAGACUCUGCUAGCCCAGAAAUAGUACCUCGAGUUAAGAACUUUGCUUCAGGAUAAGAACAGAAAUCGUGUAGUGGCGACGCAGCGGGAGGCCCCAUUAGCUAAAGUGGUGCUUCAGGUUAAGAACAGUUUCAGGUUAAGAACAGACCUCCGGAACGAAUUAAGUUCUUAACCCGAGGUACCACUGUAUUAUAGUAGAGAUGUUUCAACAAUGAGCUUGUUUCCUUUUACUAAACUCUGCUUACAUCUCCAUCCUUUUCUGGGCCAUUUUAUUUUAGUCCGCCAGGUUUUUCUCCCGCCCACCACCUUUGUGCUAGACUUUAGAAAAAGCCUGAAGAAAGAUCAUCUUGAGCUAUGUGCCUGCUGCUUUGAUACAGGUUUGUGAUGCUUUGUGUUGCAGACUCAGAAUUGCAGGAAAAGGUGGGGAAUGUGUCCAUCUCGACAAUGAAGCCAUAGCUGCCGCCUCGGGCUGCCACACAGAACUUCCUUGCAUCUGCAGCAAACCUUCUGCAUGUACAAGUUCUAAUUGUUUAUCAGCCUCAUAGCCCAAACACUGGAGGAGAGCUGGAGUGAGUGAGUAAAGUCAAGAAAAUAAGGAGCCAAGAUGACGAAUGGAUGAACUGGGUAGGAUACCACCCUAAGUAUGGCUAGGAAUUUCUUCUUAAAUGCAAAUACACUCAGAAUUUGUACUAUUUGGGCAGCCUUGGAGGCUGCUAUUAGAUACUCCCAGCAACUGCAUUGUGGAGCAUCUAGUAGGAUGGGGUACAAUUUAAACUAAUUAUCUCGUAUUUGAAAAAUACUCAGCCAUGCAGUUAGAAUGCUUAGAAGGAGUGAUACUAAAAUGAAAUGGAAAUGGAGUUCAUCGUAAGGGAAAGGACAACGUGCACUUAGAAUUUUGCCA
This is a messenger RNA of Podarcis lilfordi (Lilford's wall lizard), 6031 nucleotides long. The record is from the annotation of a GenBank genome assembly. Lineage: Eukaryota; Metazoa; Chordata; Lepidosauria; Squamata; Lacertidae.